UCCUAGGACCUCACAUUUGGUUCGCUGAUGCUUAUAAAGAAAGGAAUCAUGUCACGUCUGGGCUGAUAAAACUCAAAGGGUGCAGAUUAACAAGAAAGGCUCUUAUGUCAGAGUUUUAGAAUGGCCAGUGAAGGCUCCACUAUUCCCAGUCCUGUCGUCCGCCAAAUUGAUAAGCAGUUCCUGAUCUGCAGCAUAUGUCUGGACCGCUACGAGAACCCAAAAGUUCUGCCCUGCCUGCACACCUUUUGUGAAAGGUGCCUACAAAAUUACAUCCCGGCUCACAGCCUCACCCUGUCGUGCCCCGUGUGCCGCCAGACCUCUAUCCUCCCGGAGAAAGGUGUGGCGGCGUUGCAGAACAACUUCUUUAUCACCAACCUGAUGGAUGUGCUGCAGCGGGUGCCAGACAGCUGCAGCCAGGAGGCCGCCGCCGCCGCGCUCAACAACAUUUCCACGGUGGCUACGGGACGGCUGCUCUCCUGCCCCAACCAUGGAGGAAGUGUGAUGGAGUUUUAUUGCCCUCCGUGUGAGACAGCCAUGUGUCAGGAGUGCACAUGUGGAGAACAUGGAGAACAUCCCACUGUGCCUCUUAAAGACGUUGUGGAGCAGCACAAAGCCUCGUUACAGGAGCAGCUGAAUGCUGUCAAGAAGAGGUUGCCGCAGAUCGACUCAGCCCUGCAGACGUUGUCAGAGAUUCUGCAGCAGCUGACCAAUCAGAAGAGCGCCAUCGAGGACGACGUCCACAGCACCUUUGACGAGCUGCAGAAGACACUCAACGUUCGCAAGAGCGUUCUACUGAUGGAGCUGGAGGUCAACUAUGGCCUCAAGCAGAAGGUACUUCAGGCCCAGCUCGACACCUUGCUGCAGGGUCAGGAGGGCAUCACCAGCAGCUGUAACUUCACAGAGCAGGCCCUGAGCCAUGGCACCGAGGCAGAGGUGCUACUGGUCAAGAAGCAGAUGGGUGAACGUCUCAUUGAGUUGGCCAAUCAAGAGCUUCCUCUGCAGCCUGGAGAGAACGAACAACUGGACUUCCUCGUGGAGACGGAUGGCUUAAAGAAGUCUAUCCACAACUUGGGUGCUAUUGUAACCACAAAUGCCGUGGCGUCUGAGUCAGUAGCCACGGGGGAGGGGUUACGCCACUGCGUGGUGGGUGUGCCCACGUCUGUCACCAUAACCACUAAAGACAAAGAUGGGGAGCUGUGCAAAAUGGGUAAUGCCGUUAUCACUGCUCAAAUCUCCUCAUCCGAUGGCAGCAGAGGAGACGGAGAGAUUCUGGACAACAAGAACGGCACCUAUGAGUACCUGUACUCACUUCCUAAAGAGGGCACUUUCACCUUAUCACUACGUCUAUAUAACCAACACAUCAAAGGAAGUCCUUUUAAAAUAAAGGCCACCAAAUCCACGGAUGUUUCGCCGACUUCAGACGGCACAAAGAAGAGGCUGAAGUCCCCGGGCAGCGGACACAUCAAGCAGAAAGCCUUCAAGAGGCCAGCAAGCAUGUACAGCACAGGGAGACGGAAAGAGAACCCCAUUGAAGACGAUCUCAUCUUCAGAGUGGGUACGAAAGGAAGAAACAAAGGAGAGUUCACAAAUCUGCAGGGAGUGGCUGCCUCCCCCCUGGGGAAGGUGCUGAUAGCAGACAGCAACAACCAGUGUGUUCAGAUAUUUUCUAACGACGGUCAGUGCAGGAGUCGUUUUGGGGUCCGGGGCAGGUCUCCUGGUCAGAUGCAACGACCAACAGGCGUCGCAGUUCACCCCAACGGUGAUAUCAUCAUCGCCGACUACGACAACAAGUGGAUAAGCAUCUUUUCAAGUGAAGGAAAGUUCAAGAACAAGAUCGGUUUGGGAAAGCUGUUGGGUCCUAAAGGCGUGGCCGUGGACAGAAACGGACACGUCAUAGUCGUUGACAACAAGGCUUGCCGCGUCUUCAUCUUUCAGGCCAAUGGCAAGCUGGUCACCAAGUUUGGUAGCCGUGGCAACAGUGACACGCAGUUUGCAGGUCCUCACUUUGCUGCUGUCAACAGUAACAAUGAAAUCAUUAUAACGGAUUUCCACAACCACUCAGUCAAGGUGUUCAACACAGAAGGAGAAUUCUUGCUGAAGUUUGGUUCAAACGGUGAAGGAAAUGGUCAGUUCAACGCCCCCACAGGGGUAGCAGUGGAUGCUAAUGGGAACAUCGUUGUAGCAGACUGGGGCAACAGCAGGAUACAGGUGUUUGAUGGCAGCGGCUCCUUCCUUUCAUACAUCAACACCUCAGCAGACCCGCUCUACGGCCCGCAGGGACUGGCGCUCACCUCAGAUGGACAUGUCGUGGUUGCUGAUUCGGGCAACCACUGCUUCAAAGUCUACCGAUAUCUGCAAUAGCCCAAUCUUUACUCCUGUGUAUAUGUAUGGAUAUACUGUCACCCUGUACAG
Nematolebias whitei (Rio pearlfish) is the source of this 2412-nucleotide messenger RNA. RefSeq names its product tripartite motif containing 2a (gene trim2a). Gene Ontology annotation, molecular function: translation repressor activity; protein binding; zinc ion binding. Gene Ontology annotation, biological process: negative regulation of translation; proteasome-mediated ubiquitin-dependent protein catabolic process; protein polyubiquitination. The record is from RefSeq and is a predicted model, not a curated record. Bases 121 to 2361 code for a protein of 746 amino acids. The transcript has 12 exons. NCBI's taxonomy places the organism in Eukaryota, Metazoa, Chordata, Actinopteri, Cyprinodontiformes, Rivulidae.